This is a messenger RNA of Hirundo rustica (Barn swallow), 3408 nucleotides long. RefSeq names its product SMC5-SMC6 complex localization factor 1 (gene SLF1). The record is from RefSeq and is a predicted model, not a curated record. The transcript has 18 exons. Bases 293 to 3121 code for a protein of 942 amino acids. Gene Ontology annotation, biological process: positive regulation of double-strand break repair. NCBI's taxonomy places the organism in Eukaryota, Metazoa, Chordata, Aves, Passeriformes, Hirundinidae. Gene Ontology annotation, molecular function: protein binding.
GGCUGCGGCGCCCGGCAGGCACCGAGGCGGGCCGGGCCGAACCGAACCGAACCGAGGCACCGAGACGGGCCGGACCGGACCGGACCGGACCGGACCGGACCAAACCAAACCAAGACACCGUAGGCGCCGGCAGAGUGCCCGCUGCCGUGGUCUCCGUACGUGAGCUCUGGAGGGCUCCCCACCGCAGCCAAGGGGACUCGCUCGUCACCUCCCGAGCGGGACCGCCGCCAGCCCGCCGCACCUCGGUGGCGCGUCCCGGCGGUGGGGGUGGCGGGGUUCCCCCCGCGGGGCGAUGAGAGGCCGCCCCGCACUUCGGACAGCGGAGCAGGGAUUCGAAGGGCUGAACGUCCGGGCAUUAGCGUGCGGAGCCAAGAUGGAAAGUGGCAGCCAGAAAAGGAUAAUACAAUUAACUGGAUUUAAAAAACAAGAGAAGAAGGCAUUGCUCAAAUGUUUGUUCAAGCUGAACUGUGUUUUUAUAGAGAGUAAGAAAUACAGAAAUUGUACGCAUCUUGUAGCAAAAAAGCUGUGCAAGAGUGAAAAGGUCUUAGCUGCCUGCGCUGCUGGAAAGUGGGUACUAACUAAGGAGUACAUAAUUAAUAGUGCUGAAAGUGGUAGAUGGCUUGAUGAAACAGCAUACGAAUGGGGAUAUGAAAUUGAAAGAGACACCCAUUAUUCACCUCAAAUGCAAUCUGCACCUAAAAGAUGGCGUGAAGAACUGACAAACUCUAGUGCUCCAGGGGCCUUCCACAGAUGGAAAGUUGUCCUCCUUGUUAAGAGAGGUGAUAAACGAAUGGCAUGUAUUAGAAGAGUUCUUAAAGCUGGAAAGGCAACCAUAUGUUCAUCUGAAAAUGCAGAGCACAAUAUAACUCAUGUAUUCAUCGGUGGUAAAGUUUCUCCUUUACAAAAUAAAAAGUGCCUCUCUGAAGCUCGACACUACCCUUUGCAAUAUAUAGGACAUUACCUUUUUCAAAAUGAAAUGAAAAAUUCCAAAGAUACACAGAUGAACCAUUUCCUGGCUGCACAAGAAACAGACCAUGUCAAGUCUAAAAUGCAACUUGCUGAAAUGAAAAAUGUAAUUAUCAAACAUAUGUAUUUUACUGUGACUAUUAAGCACAGACUUACGCAAACAGACCAGCUGAACAAAUGCAAGCCGGAGGUUAAAAGUACUGACUGGUCCAAGGGCACCUGGUCUAUACUUCAAGGAUUAGUGGAAGAGGACUUACUUCAUGAUGUAGUCACAGAGCUUUCUGCAGGCCAAAUGUGCAGUGCGCCUCCUGUGAAACUUCUUCAUCCUCUUCUAGAAUAUGUCCUAUUGGGAAACACUGAUGCAAUAUUUUUUGCCAAACUUCGUCAUGUUUUUUACCUUAUUCUUCAUUGUGAACCUCCCUGGAAGUCCCCAUCUAUGUUAAAGUAUUAUUUGGAUCUUCUUCAGUGUCCUAUCUGUAAGAAAGGCACAUGGUCCUUGAUAGAGAUGCUUGUAAGGUCUUGCCUUUAUUGGGAAACAGUUUGUCAUACAGUCACAGUUUCAGGGAGAGAAGAUGAACUGAGGAUAGUUCAUAAAACAUUAUUGAAAUUUUUCUUUGAUUUAGUAAAAGGCGAAGUAGAAUUUCUGACAAAAAGUUUGGUUGAAGGGACGAAUUCACAGCAUCAACAAGUCUUGCCACAGACAGUUCUUCUGAAGACAUUCUUGCUUGAAAGUGGAACUGCAGUGCUUUUUACCAAACACAUCAAUAUUCUAGCAGAUUGGGUCAUACUUUCCCAUCGAGAAUUGAAUGGAAAAAAUGAUGAUUUCAGAAGUGAAGUUGCUGGUCUAUUAAAUGCAAUUCUUGGAACUGUAGUGGACUACUGGAUCAUAUCAGGUUUGCUUAUGGACAGAAAUGUGUUUCAUCAAGUACCUGAUUUGGCACAUUACCUUGCCAUUUCGUGUGAUGAUUUUUCUGUAUAUCAGUUAAAAAUGUUUAUUUGUGCCAUACCAUCCGACUGGCUUCAACUGUUUGUUGCAGAAGCAAUUUUCAAACAAAUGUGUUUACAGAGGAAUAUUGCUGUUUCUACAGAACCUCUUUCUCUUCAAAAAAUAGUCUGUUCCUAUUCACCUGCUUUGCGAGAGAUAGGGAUGCGUGAGACAAAGAUACACAAAGCAAAGAGAAGGAAAAUAGGGCAACAGCCAUGCCCUGAGUCUCAAAGGACAUUACAGAUGCUAAAUGGCGAUAAGCAGAACCAAGUCAAAGUGCUGCCUGAUCUACCUGAUUUAAUCUUUAAUAAGCUUAGAGCAAAACCAGAAGUUCAGACUGCACACACCAAAGAGAGUUAUCUUUUGGCUGAAGAGGUAUACAAGAGAAAUAUUAAAGGAGAGACAGCCCUGCAUAAAGCUUGCAGAAAUAACGAAGUGGAGAGAUUGAUUCAGCUUCUCUCUUUGCCGGGAAUAGACAUUAAUGUUAAAGACUAUGCUGGCUGGACGCCUUUGCAUGAAGCCUGUAACCAUGGUAGCACAGUGUGUGUCCAUGAAAUUCUGGAGCGUUGUCCAGAGGUAGACCUGCUCAGUCAAGUGGAUGGGGUGACUCCUUUGCAUGAUGCACUGUCAAAUGGACACGUAGAAAUUGGCAAGCUGCUACUUCAGCAUGGGGGGCCAGUCCUUCUAGAGCAGAGGAACUCCCAUGAGAGACUGCCACUGGAUUAUGUUGAGUCAGUCACAGUAAAGGAAGAACUUUUGAAUCUUGUUUAUCCCGGAGAGAACAUUGAAAACUUCUCUGAAUGCAAAGAAAAAGAGUUUUGCAAUCAGAAGAAAGAACUGUGUUUGUUUACAUUUACUAAGAUGCUGAUUAAUUUUUGUUCAGUUUAUAAUUUAUCUACACCCCUGACUGUAACUCUGAGAGCGGUAGCUUGUUCAGAUGGACUUCCAGUAAUGGUUUGUGAUAGCUCUAAGAUGAAAAAUGCAUUUUCUGGAGAUUGGUUGGUAGAUAUGUAUCUUAAAGAGCUAGAAACUUUUGAAAAACUAUCACAGUUUCUUCAAGAAAUAUCUGAAAGCAUGCUAUUCUUCCCUGGAGAACAGGUGAAGGCCUUAUUAGCGGUUCUGGAAACUAUGGUAGAAGCAUGUCAGUGCCUAAAUAUUUCUAGCCGUUAAAUUCCAAACAAGCCACAUUGGCUGAAUCUUGAGUGUUACUGCUUUCUACUUGCCUGGCAGAUCUGAAUGUGUGUGAUCUUAGGAAGUUGCUCUAUCAUUUACACUCUGUUAAACUUCGUAUUUUCUGUCUUGGAAGUAGUUUUUUAACAUGCCUUGUGCCAUAUUUCAAUUUGGUUUUCUGAGGGUAGUGAACCUGAACUUAAACCAAGCAGUGGAUUGUUUCAUUUCUUGAGAAAGGCUUGUGUCUACAUAUUUUAUAUCCCUUAAUAAAGCUAAUGUUAUAAAUA